Messenger RNA from Penaeus indicus, 1629 nucleotides. RefSeq lists its product as uncharacterized. The transcript has 2 exons. Bases 560 to 1453 code for a protein of 297 amino acids. The record is from RefSeq and is a predicted model, not a curated record. Lineage: Eukaryota; Metazoa; Arthropoda; Malacostraca; Decapoda; Penaeidae.
GAUGUAGAAGGAAUUGCAUUUAUACACACUGCAUAUAUGUAAUGAAAUAAACAUGCCUCCAAGAAAUGUAUGUCAAGUAUCAUUUGUAGCGUAAUAUAUCCAUGAUAAACAUAAUGUGUCUACAUUAAUGUUGUUAUGCUAAUAUUAUCAGAACGUAAUUUCAAAACGCCUUUGUACAGUAAGGAACACAAUCUAGUCUAUAAAUCUAGAAGGUGUGAUUUUCCCCUCUGAGAGACAACAACAGAAACUCUUUGCUGUCUUUGUAACACAGGAAAACAGUCACCUCUCCACUAAUACGAGGUUUGGAUAUCAGCUGAUAACCUGAUAAGGCCUGAGACGGCGAAGUAGAGCUAUGGUAGUGUUCAGGUGGAGCUGGGGUUGGCAUCAUCUCCAGGACUUCGCUCCAUUCCGCGAGUUGUGGGCAAGUGACACCACCUGGAAUGGGAAUAGGAAUCAGAGUGAAAUUGGCCCUUGUUGCCAUAAUGUGUGCGAGUAGACAGCGGCAAGAGGAACGGCAGAGAGAGGUGUCCGUUGGGAGAUUGUAAAGGAAGACAGGAGCAUGUACCGCUGCUCGCCUCCCGCUGGGUGUGUGAGUAGGAAAGCCGAUCCCCACUCCGAAGUAGGGCGAAAUGGAGCUUCAUCUGUUGCUCAGAGAGAGAAUGAUGAACUGACAGGGUGUAGGCCUAACCCCGGGCAUAGGAAAGAUACGGGUUCUGUGAAUCACGAAUUGACUUUCACAGACUUACACGGAGAUCCUGUAUCGAAGUCCAGCCCAGAGACCAGCGGAGUGAAGAAGCUAAGCAGCCCUGGCAUUAAGGCUUCUGAUUCAUGCUUCUUUAGCGCCGACGAAAAGGGCAGUCCGGAUAUUCACGAAAGCAUCCUCGGUGCGAAUCCCCACGUUCUGCUACGGAGGACGGGCGAGAGGAAAGUGACCGGGAGCGACAGUGGCUUUGACAGCCCUCGGAGUGGCUACGCGUCCAACAGCUCCUUUGAUCUGGUGUUCACAAAAAGCUCUUCCGGCCUGGACAGUCCUCCCGGUAAUUCGAAACCCAAAGAUCAGCACCCGGUCUUGAUGCGAUACCAGAGACCCAGUUAUCAGAGAUUCGACUCAGACGAUUGGAGACCCUUCCCGGGCGAAGGCAGGUAUGAAUGCGUAGAGCGAGCAGCUGGCGCCCCGGGGAAACCGCAACGAUGGGAUGAGAAGGAGCCGUGGAGGAACAGCGGAGUGCCUGAUUCACCGGACUCGGCUCACAAGGGCACCGCGGGGAACACACUCGGAAGGGUGCUGGACAGGCCCGUCCUGCCCGACUUGGCUCAGCAGUCGAUGGUCGUAGGGACUCUCAACCAGCAUAUGCGGGAGCUGGCCAUGGCGAUGAUAUCGCUCUACGGGUCGGAUACGUUCAUAGAUGUGGCGUCCUGCCAGGCACACCUACACGAGGAGCAGCUCAGGUGAGACAGAAGACAGUGCUGUUCAGGUGUUUCUAGGUGUUGCCAUCAACGGUAAGUGCAUUGCAUGUAACGUACCUACGAAUAUUUAUAUAUGAAAAGAAAGAAGAAGAAGAAAGAAAAUAGAAAAAAAUAUAUAGAUAGAUUUAUAUACAUACAUAUAUAUAUAUAUAUUUAUUUAUU